GCAACGGGCAGCGCAUGCCAUUCCAAUCCAAAGCUUCAGCUCCUUCCUCGUGCUUUCGGCCGCCCAAGUCCAACGUCCGCAUACAUCCAGCUGGCUGUCUGGAUCAAUUUGACCGCUCUCUCCAUUCACAUCCCUCAAGUUGUUAUUAUUGUUCUCAUCCCUCACCUCCCUGCUUUGGUUGAUUCUUCUUUUCUAUUGUUAUUCCUCCCCCAUCGCCCGGUUGCCCCUCACCGUCCUACCCCACCAUCCUCAUGGCAGCGGCGACGGCAUCAGCUCCUAGGGAGCGAAGGCCUUCCCUCGGUGCUCCAAUUUCCACCUUGCAAGGCCCUGUCGGACCGAGCUUUUCACGUCCCAAGCACAAGCGUACCGCUACAGGGUUUGGUGCCGGUGACAUCAAAGCUGUCGAGUCCAGCAUUCCUGAGCACAUGCGAGAAGCUUGGAGGAAAUACUCCCCCCAAGGCUUCAAGACCAAAGACGAGUUCGAGGGAGAAGUCGUCCGGCAUAUCGAAACUACCCUCGCAAGAUCCCUCUUCAACUGUGACGAGCUCGCGGCAUACUCCGGCACCUCAUUGGCCUUCCGUGACCGUCUGAUCAUUGACUGGAACAAGACACAGCAAAGACAAACUUUUGCUGAUCAAAAGAGAAUCUAUUACCUUUCCCUCGAAUUCUUGAUGGGAAGAGCUCUCGACAAUGCCAUGCUAAACGUGGGCCUGAAAGGAGUCGCAAAAGAGGGCCUGGAGGAUCUUGGCUUCCGUGUCGAGGAUAUCAUCAGCCAGGAACACGAUGCUGCACUGGGGAAUGGCGGCCUUGGUAGACUUGCCGCUUGCUUCUUGGACAGCCUCGCCUCGCUGAACUACCCCGCUUGGGGUUACGGAUUGCGGUACCGGUAUGGUAUUUUCAAGCAAGAGAUUGAGAACGGAUAUCAGGUCGAGAUCCCCGAUUACUGGUUGGACUUCAACCCUUGGGAGUUCCCCCGCCACGAUGUGACGGUGGACGUCCAAUUUUAUGGUUGGGUCAACAAGUACACCGAUGACGAGGGCAAGCAGGUCGUGUCUUGGCAGGAUGGGGAGUUGGUCACCGCUACGGCGUAUGAUGCUCCUGUUCCAGGUUAUGGCACGCCCACCGUGAACAACCUACGAUUGUGGUCCAGCAAGGCUUCCAGCGGUGAAUUCGACUUCUCCAAGUUCAACUCGGGAGAGUAUGAAAGUGCUGUGGCCGACCAACAAAGAGCCGAGACCAUCUCAGCUGUACUAUACCCCAAUGACAACCUCGAACGAGGAAAGGAGCUGCGGUUGAAGCAGCAAUAUUUCUGGUGUGCGGCGUCUCUGCACGACAUCGUGCGUCGUUUCAAGAAGACCGGUCGCACGUGGGACGAGUUCCCCGACCAGGUGGCCAUCCAACUCAACGAUACUCAUCCCACCCUGGCCAUCGUGGAGCUACAGCGAAUUUUGAUUGACAAGGAAGGUUUGGAAUGGCCCAAAGCAUGGGACAUUGUGACCAAGACCUUUGGCUACACCAACCAUACGGUUCUGCCAGAGGCUUUGGAGAAAUGGUCGGUCCCUCUGAUUCAGAACCUAUUGCCCCGACAUCUUCAAUUAAUCUACGAGAUCAACCUGUAUUUCCUUCAGCAGGUGGAGCGCCGAUUUCCCAAGGACCGGGAUCUACUCUCGCGAGUUUCCAUCAUUGAAGAGUCGACUCCCAAGAUGGUUCGUAUGGCAUACUUGGCGAUUGUGGGGUCUCACAAAGUCAAUGGUGUGGCCGAAUUGCAUUCGGAUCUCAUCAAGACGACAAUCUUCAAGGAUUUUGUCACGGUGUAUGGACCGGACAAGUUUACCAACGUGACCAACGGCAUCACCCCGCGCCGAUGGCUCCACCAGGCGAAUCCUCGACUGUCGGAGCUGAUUGCGUCCAAGCUAGGGGGUUACGAUUUCUUGAAAGACCUGACGUUGUUGAACAAGCUUGAGCCCUUUAUUGACGACAAAGACUUCAAGAAGGAAUGGGCCGAGAUCAAGUAUGCCAACAAAGUACGCCUGGCCCAGCACAUCCUCAAGACCACCGGGGUCAGUGUGAAUCCCAAGGCGCUCUUUGACGUACAAGUGAAGCGGAUCCACGAAUACAAGCGACAACAGCUCAACAUUUUUGGGGUGAUUCACCGAUACAUCACGCUGAAGGGACUCAGUGCAGAGGAGCGCAAGAAGGUGGCCCCGCGGGUGUCAAUUUUCGGAGGUAAGGCGGCGCCAGGCUACUGGAUGGCCAAGACGAUUAUUCACCUGAUCAACAAGGUGGGCGAAGUGAUCAACAACGAUCCAGAGAUUGGUGAUGCGUUGAAGGUGAUUUUCCUCGAGGACUACAACGUCAGCAAGGCGGAGAUCAUCGUACCAGCUUCUGACAUCAGCGAGCACAUCUCGACAGCGGGAACGGAAGCGUCCGGGACGAGCAACAUGAAGUUUGUCCUCAACGGUGGAUUGGUGAUUGGAACCUUGGAUGGGGCCAACAUUGAAAUCACACGGGAGAUUGGAGAACAAAACAUCUUCUUGUUUGGCAACCUUUCGGAGGACGUGGAGGAUCUGAGGCACCACCAUUUCUACGGCAACUAUCAAGUGGACUCUGAGUUGCAAAAGGUGUUUGAUUUGAUCAAGUCUGGCAAGUUUGGGGACGAGAGCGCGUUUGGAGCGUUGAUCGCAGCGAUUACAGAACACGGCGAUUAUUAUCUUGUGAGCGACGACUUCGAUAGCUACCGCAAAACACAAGAUUUGAUCGAUGAGACAUUCAAGAACCAAGAGGAAUGGGUUACCAAAUCGAUCACAAGCGUAGCCCGGAUGGGCUUUUUCACCUCAGACCGUUGCAUCAAUGAAUAUGCCGAUACCAUCUGGAACAUUGAACCUCUUGCGGUUGCGGACGAGAAGGAGGCCCGGACCCGAGCAGGGCUGGAGACGUAGAGACCAAGACAGUCAUGAUUGUAGGAGUGUGCACAUGGUGGAAGCUUGGUUCAUUGAGCACAAGGGGAACCGGGCUAGAACGGCGGAGGGAACCAAGAAGGCAUUAUGCAUCUUUCCUACGUAGAAAUCGAGAAUUGAAACACAGAUCCUGUCUUUUUCUG
Messenger RNA from Exophiala mesophila, 3100 nucleotides. RefSeq lists its product as uncharacterized. Gene Ontology annotation, cellular component: cytoplasm. The record is from RefSeq and is a predicted model, not a curated record. Lineage: Eukaryota; Fungi; Ascomycota; Eurotiomycetes; Chaetothyriales; Herpotrichiellaceae. Gene Ontology annotation, molecular function: pyridoxal phosphate binding; glycogen phosphorylase activity. The coding region runs from base 252 to 2939 and encodes 895 amino acids. Gene Ontology annotation, biological process: glycogen catabolic process. The transcript has 9 exons.